Molecule: messenger RNA, 2781 nt
Organism: Haemonchus placei
Lineage: Eukaryota; Metazoa; Nematoda; Chromadorea; Rhabditida; Trichostrongylidae
Source: the annotation of a GenBank genome assembly
AAGACAAAAGCGAUGUCGUCACCAGGGGCUGAUGAUGUCUGCCCCAUUUGCCUAUGCUCCAUCGAAGAGGAGUUCUCAAGGCCAGAGAAUUGCCAGCAUCGGUUCGAUUUGGAUUGUUUGACUGAGUGGGCGAAGUUACGACUGAGUUGUCCAUCAUGUCGUGCAACUUUUGGAGCCAUCUACACCUACAAGAUACUGGAGGGCAAACCAACACUACGCAAAGUUCAAAAAAUGGAGCAACCCGCGGAAGCCGAGCCAUUCGACGAGACAGACCCGCUAGACUUCACCGUAUGUGAAAUUUGUUCUGGUGGAACGCAUGAGGAGCUUCUUCUAAUUUGCGAUCAGUGUGAUAGGGGAUUCCACACCUUCUGCCUUACUCCUCCUUUGGAUGCAGUUCCAACUUCCGAGCAGUGGUUUUGUCCUCGAUGUGAAGAAUCACGUAUGAUGCGACCAUCCUCAAGUCGCAGAAGUGAACCAUCAGCAAGAGCCAUUCGCCUUGUCCAAAGGACUGCACUUGCUGAGCGAGUUCGUCGAGCGUUAGCUCGUAAUCGUCGCGCAGUAGAAAUAGUUGAAAGUAGUACUGAAGAGGAAGAAAGUGAUGAGGAGGAGGAAGAUGAGGAAGAUGAAGAACAAGAGGACGUGUCUGCUUCUUCAAGUGAAGAGGAAAUGAAGGACUUCUUUGAGGAUGAUGCUCGAGUUCUGGGUGACAUGGAGUAUGACGUUCCUUAUGAAGAAGAGCCUUUGCCUAGUGUGCGAAGAAGGUCGAAAAAGGAAAGAAAUGCAGGAAAGAAGGCAGCGAAACCGAAGAAAAAGAAGGUUACCAAAAGACGNACCAAGGGGAAGCGAAGGAAAGUAAAGCGUGUGCGUCGCAAACGAACGUCCUCAAAAUCAACGAAGGAAGGUCCGUUGGACGCGUUUGUUUUGCGACGUGGUGUAGCGCGAGAUCCAAUCGCACGUCUUUCACUUUUGGGUGCUGGUCUAGAACCUGUUGCGGAUGAGGACCCGCUGAUCACAGAAAACUCUCGCCGAUUUGAUCGUCCAAUCACCCGACGGAAAGAAGAGUCUCCACCAGCGUCAAAUGGCGAGGCUGAAGAAAAAGCCAACGUUGACACGUGUGAUCUCCUUGGGUCAAUUAUCCCGGAACAGACGAAAACUCUCGCGCCUGGAAGGUUGUUUGCUGUCAGGGGUGGGCGCUUUAAUACUACAGAAGAUUUUGAGAAGUAUAAAGCGAGAACAACAGAUCAUAUGUCAUCCGAGCUCAAGGAACGACUAGGGAUUCCCGUUGAAAAGGCAGAUCCUCCUGAGGAGCGACCGAAACACAAUAAGGAUAGUGAGGUCCACAAGGCUGACACUACCGGUGUGAAUAAGGAGCGCAGUUCGAUGCGAGACGGUGAUUCUGCGAUUUUCAAAAAGCCAGAGUUAAAGGAUGCAAUUCGGUAUCGAGAAUAUAAGAAAAAGGAAACCAAAGAUGCAGGUCGUCUGGGGCAAAAUGAGAGUAAAGCGGAGGGGAGAUCUGCGUUGUGUAGUCGAAUUCCGGAUCGAAAUUUGAAACCGAGUUCAGACGAAAAGAGGUCAUCUAGUUACUGGCAUUACAGCGAUGAUCGCAAAAGAGAUGAUCAGAAUCGCAAGCCUGAGGAGCGAUGUCAACCAAGUGUUCGUAGAGAGGGCUAUCUUCAUGGGCAAAGCUCUGGUGAAAGGACUUCAGCAGUCAUGGAUCGGGAUCAUAGCAAUAAUGCUCGAUAUGAGCGAUAUGCUGAAGGAUCGUCUCAUUCGAAGUUCAAUGCGGCAAAGGUGCAUGUUUCUGAUGAAAAGAAAGCUUCAGCGACACUCAACCAGGAACGUCAACGGAAUGACUUCCUUCGAUUGAUGAGGAAUGGCAAAGCAGAAAGUUCAUCUGCUCAAAAAUCAAAUCAAAAUGAGAAAUGGGGUCCUUCGAGAAAUUCAACUACUGCAGGAUCCAGUCAUCAGCGUACUCAAAACGAUCAUGAUCGAAAGAAACCGAGCGAGAAAAAUAUUGAGGAACACCGUACCCUGUCCAAUCAAAAGUUGACUCAGCCACCAGCUAAGCAGAGUGUUGAAAUGACUUCGUCGCUAUCGCUCCGCAACGACAAGCCUAAUCACAGUAGUUGUGAAUAUCAGCAUCAUGAUGUAAAUGGAAAGUGUACAGGGUCCUUUGAAGCGAAGAGGGAUGAUAACAGCAAACGUCCUAAUCUCGUGGAAAGAAAAUACCACUCAAAUCACCUGAACCGUAGCAGUGACUCACUAAGAAGUGCGAAUUCUGACCGUCAACUAAAGUUCGAGAAAUCUGAGAGAGAAGAUCGUGGUCUUGAUACAAAACCUGUGUCGAAGAAGACAUCCACUGAAGAUCCAUCUGCCAGCGUAUCCUCCACUGAAUGGAUGCCAAAUUUGCAAGCACCUUCAGCAGCUCCUCCUACAGGCCCUGGUCUUAAUGGUGCCAAACCUGAAGCCGCGAACAUUAAGAUGACAAGUGAAGAACUUUUGUCCACCAUUGAAGGCUUUGCAAAGGACGGAAUCAGGUUUUAUAAAAGGAGGCUUACCCGUGAAGAGUACAAAGACGUGAUGAGAGCUGUUGUCCGUGAAUGUUACAAAAAGCGAGUUUUGGAUGAAAUCAAAAUCAAGGAAAAGGUGAAAAUGUAUGUGCAUGCUGUAAAAAACGGAGAAUCAUUGCCAUCUGGGCACAGCAAUGUGAAGAGGAACGAAGGACCCAGUGGAGUUCAAAUGUCCGUACCAAUAAAAAGACCAAAAGUCGAGACCUGGUGA